Penicillium macrosclerotiorum is the source of this 1668-nucleotide messenger RNA. RefSeq names its product sugar porter family MFS transporter. Gene Ontology annotation, molecular function: carbohydrate:proton symporter activity. Bases 1 to 1668 code for a protein of 555 amino acids. NCBI's taxonomy places the organism in Eukaryota, Fungi, Ascomycota, Eurotiomycetes, Eurotiales, Aspergillaceae. The transcript is spliced from 6 exons. Gene Ontology annotation, biological process: transmembrane transport; carbohydrate transport. The record is from RefSeq and is a predicted model, not a curated record. Gene Ontology annotation, cellular component: membrane.
AUGAAGCCGUAUUUUGGCUUGAGGGGCACAUCCCUGAACAUCAUGAUCAGUAUCAUUGCUGGUCUGGAUUUUCUACUAUUCGGCUAUGACCAGGGCGUCAUGGGUGGUCUAUUGACAUUGAACUCAUUCGUCACAACGUUUCCACAGAUCGAUACUACCAAGGCCGGCGAAAUGGGCCUCACCCAGGCCCAGCGGACUACUCGGUCAUCCGUGCAAGGUAUCACUACAGCCUCAUACAACCUGGGCUGCUUUUUUGGUGCCAUCUUUUGCAUCUGGAUUGGAAAUUGGCUUGGCCGUCGGAAGACCAUCUUUACAGGCUCCAUUAUCAUGGUCAUUGGCGCAACGCUGCAGGCCUGCUCUUACUCACUCCCACAUCUUAUUGUUGGCCGCAUCGUGACUGGCCUUGGAAACGGCAUGAAUACUUCUACUGUCCCAACAUGGCAAUCCGAGUGCAGCAAAUCUCAUCACCGGGGCCAGCUGGUUAUGCUGGAGGGAGCUUUGAUUGCCGGUGGUAUUACCAUCAGCUACUGGAUCGACCUUGGAUUCUCCUUCCUUGAUCCUAGCUCGGUGGCUUGGCGAUUCCCGAUCGCUUUCCAGAACUUUUUUGCACUCAUUAUUCUGUUUUUUGUACUUCCUCUGCCUGAAUCUCCUCGUUGGCUGAUUCUCAAGGGUCGCGAAGAAGAAUCAAUGGUGGUCUUAUCGGCUAUCUUGGAUCUACCAGAAAAUGACCGAUAUGUCCACUCUGAGUUCGCCGCCAUUAAGGAUGCCGUGCUCGCUGAUCAGUCGGUCAGCUUCCGUGACCUUUUCACAAUGGAUGAGAACCGUCACUUCCACCGUGUUGUCCUCGCCUACGUCAAUCAAAUGUUCCAACAGAUUUCGGGCAUCAAUUUGAUUACGUACUACGCUGCCACGAUAUACGAAAAGUCCAUUGGUAUGGACGGUCUGAUGUCCCGUAUUCUGGCUGCGUGCAACGGAACCGAGUAUUUCCUCGCGUCUUUGAUCCCCAUUUUUAUCAUCGAGAAGGUUGGUCGCCGACCCCUGAUGUUAAUUGGUGCCGCCGGAAUGUCCAUCUCGAUGGUGGUUCUUGCUGUCACUACUAGCUUUGUGGGUCAAACCAAGCCUGGUAUUGCCGCUGCGGUUUUUCUGUUUGUCUUCAACACCUUCUUUGCUUGGGGCUGGCUUGGUAUGACUUGGUUGUAUCCGGCUGAGAUUGUUCCCUUACGCAUUCGUGCUCCCGCCAAUGCUCUUGCCACCUCCGGAAACUGGAUCUUUAAUUUCUUGGUGGUAAUGAUUACCCCUGUUGCAUUCGACUCAAUUGGCUAUAAGACGUACAUUAUUUUCGCUGUGAUAAAUGCUUUCAUCUUCCCAGUCGUCUACUUUUUCUACCCAGAGACCGCCUACCGAUCUCUAGAAGAAAUGGACACAAUCUUCAACAAGACUACCAGUGUUUUCAAUGUCGUCUCCGUCGCCCGCAACGAGCCUCACCGCUAUGGCAAGAACGGCGAGCUCCUCAUCAACUACCAGGACACCGAAGAACAUCUCCGUCGCUCCAGCUAUGUCUCCGACAAGCAAAUUAAAACUCAGUUUACCUCAGGCUCUGACCUGGAGAGCGGCAAGGGCGGCACACACGUUGAAAACCCCCACAGCAGCGUGUCUGACAGCAACUAG